Molecule: messenger RNA, 1062 nt
Organism: Rhodofomes roseus
Lineage: Eukaryota; Fungi; Basidiomycota; Agaricomycetes; Polyporales; Fomitopsidaceae
Exons: 7
Coding region: 111-1031 (306 amino acids)
Source: RefSeq, a predicted model, not a curated record
GUUUUGCGGAUGCGCUUACUUUUGCAUCGCACGUAAUUGCUGCGCACUCUAAGCAAGCAUGUGGGUUCUGCGGCGAAGGAUACUAUCAGCAUGCAUAUCAGCAACAUUUGAUGGAUUCCAAGCUGCACCCAAAGUGUUGUCAAUGCAGAGUUGGUUUCGAGGACCCUGUCCGGUUCGACGAGCACCUGUGGACGUUCCAUCCGGAGGGCGGAUGCAAGAACUGCCAAGUUCAUUGUCGUACUACCGCUCACUUGCAGCAGCAUUACGACGACUCGCCUUUCCAUCCCGUCUGCGAGCACUGUGGGUCUGGAUUCGUGGAUACCACGGUGCUUUCCAAGCACGUAGACUGUGUUCAUCUCAAUGACGGAGCAGCGUACUUCCAGCAAGGCCGGCCUAUUGGCUUGAAGGAUGACAGUCUCCGCACGCAGAGUCCACCUAGUCCAUCGGACCUCAGCUCGUUGCUCGGCCAUCGCUCAGACUCUCUCGGCUCUGAUGACUCGACCAUCCUGAUGUUACCUCCAUGCGCGUGCGAACGCAACUCACUACACGAGUUUGUCGACCGCCCAUCUGAUCCCGUCGGGUCUCCUUCGCGGCCACAGUCAUGGAGAAACACGCUGACUCCUGUAACGGAGGCAUCUUCUACCGCAUCGAGGGCACCCUCGCCGUGUCCAUCCGAAUGGUCUGAUUACACAACGGAGCCCGCAGUCGUGGCGGCGACUCCAUCGGUGUCAGCGUCGAUGGCACCAAGCUCUCCGCAACGCCGUCAAUCUCCUAGUCGAAGGACAUCUCUUUUCGGGGACGCAUCGCCGUCAGAGGCGGAUCAUCGCGGAGCGAGGACACCCACAACGUCUCGUGCAUCGCUUCGAUCUAAAUCAAGCGCAAUCCCACAAUUUCCGUCUUCUAUGCAAGCUGUUGAGCCUGUAAUGAGCGGGCCUCCGCCUCGGAAAGCCGUAAAAGCCCGACGUGCACAGCAGGUCCGGGAGAACGACCGCGUCGACGUCUCCUCAGCUAGGAGGCGUGUCUUCUGUUAGGUCUCCAAUAAUAACUACAGACUCCGAGACG